Messenger RNA from Diorhabda carinulata, 3739 nucleotides. Its product is annotated as transmembrane protein 65. The transcript has 6 exons. NCBI's taxonomy places the organism in Eukaryota, Metazoa, Arthropoda, Insecta, Coleoptera, Chrysomelidae. The record is from RefSeq and is a predicted model, not a curated record. Bases 100 to 873 code for a protein of 257 amino acids. Gene Ontology annotation, cellular component: mitochondrion.
AGCUGAUAGUUGGUGAUUAAGGGUCAGAGUUUCGGAAAAGCCCUUAUGACGUCAAAAGAAGUGACGUUAGUGACAGAUGUCAAAUAGUUCACAAAAACAAUGAAAAACGUUCAUUUUUUUCAUUCAAUGAAUACAAGUCAAGUGUGUAGUUGUAAAUUUGGUGUGAGCUCAGUGUCGAUGGGAACUGCAGGUCAUGCAGAAACAACAAGUACCACACAAGGUUUAUCAAAGCUCCAAGCUCAAGAACUUAUUUUAAGACUAAACGGAGAAGAGAGAAACGUUUUGAUGACCGCACUACAUGAAUACCAAUCAAAAUUAGUUAAAGACGAAUACGAAGGUCAGCUAGCAGCGUCUAGAUGGAGAAGUAUGUACGGUAGGCCUAGCAAACUUCCCAGGCUUGGGGAUGUAGAUCCUACGGGAUCCUAUUGUCCUUUUCCAGAAGACUGGCUUAAGAAAAAAAUUGCUGCAUCAGUUCCUAGACCAACAACAAAAAAUCUUAUAGAUAUUGGAAUAGCUAAUUCCAUCCCGUUUAUUGGAUUUGGAUUCCUCGAUAAUUUCUUCAUGUUAUUUUUUGGAGAUUAUAUUGACUUAUACUUAGGGUCUUAUUUUUGCCUGUCGACGAUGGGUGCUGCAGCUUUGGGCAACACUUUAUCGGAUAUCAUGGGUAUCGGUUCGGCAUUUUAUGUGGAACGUCUGGCUAACAGAAUCGGUUUUACGCCUCCCAAACUUUCUCCAAUUCAGUUGGAUAUGAAUUGUUGUAGAAAUUCCGCUAACGCCGGUAGAGUUUUGGGUGUAACCUUGGGCUGCUUAUUAGGUAUGUGUCCGUUACUGUUUAGAAGAAAAGAAGACACAGAAGAAAAAGAAGAUGGUUAGGCUAAGUACAACACUGGUAGGUUUGAUUGUAGUUAAUUUAUAGCCAAAUACUUCUUUUUAUUAUAUCAUUUUUAGAAUUGUUGGUUUUAACUGUUAAAAUAUAUUAUUUAUUUGAGAAAAAAUCUAUUUUAUAUUUUUAGACUGUAAAUUUUCAAGUAAUCAAAUCUACAGAAACAGAAAUCUGUACAUAAAAGUAAAUUAUAUUGCAAUUGUUGAAUGGUGCUAUAUUGUCUAUUACUACUUUAUCUAUUCUAUGGAACUGUUGAUCGAUUUACACUGUAAAAAAUUUCGGUUUUUACAGGUAUUUCAUAAACCAGAUUUUAUUACAAUUUUUGAUUUAAUUUGUAAUUUCUUUUGAGUAUUUUCGUUAAUACAUCGAGCUAUUUCAUAGAAAUGAUAAAGAAAACGUUUUGACUUUUUCUAUUAUAUUAUUUAUUUACAUUGUUAUCGAUUUUUGAUUGUAGAUUUCAACAACUUUUUAAUUUCCUCCUUGUAAAAAUGUGUAAAUUAUUCAAUUUCAUUACCGUCAUCCUCGUGUUGAAAUAAUAAUCAAUAGCUUCGUAAUUAUUAAUUAGUUCUGCAUUUUUGUAGAUCAAAAUAAAAUUUUCCAUAAUGCUUAUGGAUUUUACAUUUUUCAUCGCUGCCAUCUGGAAUACCAAGUUUGUAAUUCAUCCAUACUAUACGAUAUCAAGUAACUGCACAAAAAACUUUGUAAUUCAUUUAUCCAAAGAUAAUUUGUUCCAAAAGUCGAAUUAAAGUUUUUAUCAUUUUUUUUUCUUUAUUUGUAAAACAUGAUCGUUUUAGCGACAAAAAGAAGAAGAAAGUGUUUAUAAAUGGGUUUCUUUAAUUUUUAGACUUAUCAUCUUUAUAAAUGAACGUAAAUUAUAAUGGACCACCUUAUAUAAUUAAAACAUUGCUAUUUAGUAUCACAGUUUGUAUAUACAAUUCAUACAUAACUCUUGAAGAAAUUGUUAUGAAUAUAUAACUCAAGAAUACCGUAAGGAAAUAUUUUUGGUUCUCUAUUGUGUCAUUUAUUUCCAGCUGAUGUGCCCGAAUAUAUUAAUAGAAACAUUUUCAUAUUAUAUUAUUGCAGAAAUAUCGAGAUAGCUACCUACUAUUAAACGUAUUAACAAGAUAGGAUUAGAAAAGUAAUUGGGGUCUAAAUAUUGAACCAACUACAACGGUUCCAAUAAUGUAAACAGCAAAUCGACAUGAAAAAGGAAAUUUGUUAAGCUGAAAUUUUUGGAACCGUUGGUUAUAUUUAUACUGAAUACACUACAACUACACCAACUCUAACUGUUUACCUUCAGUCUUUGAAGGUAAUAAUUUGAUUAUCGAAACGCGCGUCGGACAGUGUAAUUGUGAGUGUUGGUGUAGUAGUGGUAUAAACAGUUCAGAAUAAAAAGUAUAAGUGUACACAAAUCCUGAAACUGAAUAUUUCAUAAUUAAGCGGUGCACAGAAUGAACGCGAACAUGACGCUGGUUCGUUAGUAAACAUAACCUUAAAAUUGAAUGAAUAUAAAGAAAUUCGAACAGUGAUCAACGAUUUUGAAUUAUUUAUAAUGUAUUAUAUACUUACUUUACUAUAUGAAAUUUAUAAAGAAAUAUAUACAGAGCGAUAUUUGACACGGCGUUGGUGGGUGAGACUCCAAUUUGAAUACAAAUAUCUACAGUUACUUUACUACGACAUAUUUUAAAAUGAACGAAAUAGAUCGACACGAAUUUUGGAUUAUAUGAUUGUCGAUUAGAUCGGGAAGUUAAUCACCAGUUCUUAUCAUAGAUUAAUUUUUCAGGGUAUUUGCAACUACAAACUACUUUAGAAAAGUGAGGUUAUGUUUUUGAUGUUCAACGACGAUUAGCGCGUAAAAAAUAGAAAGUUGGUUAACUUCAAUGUCAAGAGCGAGUACAAGCGCGAUCAUUGCGUACGUUAUCACAGUUUCUCAACAAGUUGAACUAUCUUUGACAUUUAUGAAGGUCUAGGACUUGUCAUACUUACGUUUAUUCUGUGUACCGCUUAUGUAAAAAGAUUGUUGCAGAAAAUACAUUCUUCAACUUUCGUAUACUUCCAAAACAAAACAAAAAAUUGUACUUGUACGAUGAUUUAGAAACUUUUAUUUGUAUAUAUGAUUGUAAAUUUCUAUUUUAGCUCUAUACAUUAAUACUAUCACUUGUAAAGUUAGUUCGAAAUUAUCUAUUUUAUUAAAUAUGGAGAUACACGUAAUUGUUGUCCAAAAAAAUUAAUGUUGAUACUUUAGCCGGCCAUCUUUCUAGGACCAGUAAUUAUAAACAAAUGUAGUCCGCAAGUAGAAUCACUAUUUUUCUACAACUUCUUCACAAACUAUGUACUGUAGAUACUAAAUAUUUAAAUCGGCUUUCAAUAAAACUGAUUUUACCACACAUCAAGUACUUCAACAGUUAAAAGAAACCAGUUGUAAGAUAGAGAGAAGUAGUUAAAACGGCCACGCAGAAGCACUUAAGACAGGCUUUUCUCCCAACAAAUACUUUUUUAAAUUUGUGACGGAGUUUUUCGAACGUGAAAGCUUUCAAGUUUGUCAGUUAUCUGUGGUAAAGUCCGCGGUUUUGUGAGGCCCCAUUUCACACACGGGUAGCGGUACAAAAAUAGAAUGCACUUUAGGAGUCAUAUAUCAUUCUUGACAAUUAAAAAGGAACCGUUUGUAUCCAUUGUUUUUUUCUAAAUAACUCUUCAAGAUCGGUUUUUAGAAAAUUCUAUGACGUGAUGACGAAUAAAUGUUUUAUUGAAAGAUGAAUUAAUAUUACUGAAAAAUGUAGUUAAGGAAGCUUAAUUCUUGCUCAUAAAAAGUAUUAGCUAAACUAGUUGGAAAAAUAAAUGUUGUUUGUGACUUAA